This is a messenger RNA of Acytostelium subglobosum LB1, 2628 nucleotides long. RefSeq lists its product as hypothetical. The record is from RefSeq and is a predicted model, not a curated record. The transcript is spliced from 2 exons. Bases 1 to 2628 code for a protein of 875 amino acids. NCBI's taxonomy places the organism in Eukaryota, Evosea, Eumycetozoa, Acytosteliales, Acytosteliaceae.
AUGAAGUACCAAACCAUAUUGGUAAUAUUUAUUAUUAUUGGAUGCUCAAUUGAGUUAUCCAAAGGACAAGGUAGUGCAUGUACAUCCAAUACUGAUUGUGGUCCAGGAAGCAAUGCUUGUACAAAGAAUGUUUGUUGGAAUGGUAGAUGUGAGCCACGUGCAAUUUCAUGUUCCGACAACAAUGCUUGUACAGCGGAUUCCUGUGAUCCUAAUAGGGGAUGUGUCUACACUCCAAUCGAAUGCAAAGCCCAGAGUGCCUGCUACUUUGCCUCAUGUAGCAACACUACCGGCUGUGUCCAGACCCCCAUCUCAUGUAACGACGGCAACGCCUGCACCAUCGACUCGUGUAGCAACUCCACUGGCUGCGUCAACACCAACGUCAACUGUGAUGACUACAACGCCUGUACCGUCGACUCUUGCAACCCAACCACUGGAUGUAACUACCAGAACAUUGUAUGUGACGACUACAAUGCAUGCACCUACGACUACUGUGACCCACAGGGCGGAUGUCGCUUCGUGCCAAUCCAAUGCACUUCGCAAGAUGCCUGCAGCACUGGAACUUGUGACCCAGUCAAGGGAUGCUCCACCACCAAGAUCGAUUGUGACGACCAUAACAUGUGCACACAAGACAGUUGUAGCACCAGCACUGGCUGUGUCCAUCAGGCCAUCACUUGUAACGACUAUGAUGCAUGCACCUAUGACAGCUGUGGCAACUCGACUGGCUGCAUAUUCACCCCAAUCUCAUGCACCGUCUCUGAUGCCUGCCACACCCCCUCUUGCAACCCAUCCACUGGCUGCACUCAGAAUCCAGUAGUGUGCAAUGAUUACAAUGCAUGUACUUCCGAUGCCUGUGACUCUAAUUUGGGAUGUAUCUACACUCCAAUCAGCUGCACAUCCGAUGCCUGCCACUACUCAUCAUGUGACAACUCGACCGGAUGCUCUACAACUCCCAUCAGCUGUGACGACUUCAACUCCUGCACCGUUGAUUCCUGUGACGCCAAUUCUGGAUGUGUCCACACUCCAAUCAAAUGUGCCGGAGAGGACAAGUGUAACUUUGCCACCUGUGACCCAUCAACCGGAUGCCAGCUCACCCCUCUGCGCUGCAAUGACAAUGACCCAUGCACUCAAGAUGGCUGUGACCCAGCAAUCGGAUGCACAUUCGUCAACAUUCCAUGCAACCCAUCCGAUGCCUGCCACACUGCAUCCUGCAGCAACCGUACUGGAUGUGUUCAGACGCCAAUCAACUGUGACGACAUCAAUGCCUGUACAAUCGACUCUUGUAGCAACUCCACUGGAUGCUCACAUCAGCCAGUCGACUGCAAUGACUACAACGCCUGCACUGAUGACUACUGUGACGCCAAGAAUGGAUGCCAGUUCAGAUCCGUCAGCUGCGAUGACCACAAUGCCUGCACCAUUGACUCGUGUGACAAGAUCUACGGAUGUGUCUACCAAGCAGUCGCCUGUGAUGACUACAAUGCCUGCACAAUCGACUCGUGUGACGCCAAUAACGGAUGUGUCUACAACAAGGUAUCAUGUGAUGAUAACAACCCCUGCACCCUGGACUCUUGUGAUGUCAAUAGGGGAUGUAUCCACACUCCAACAUCAUGCCCCAACCAAGAUGCCUGCCACAUUGGUUCGUGCAGCAACAGCUCAACUGGCUGCACUCAAACACCAAUCUCUUGUGAUGAUGGCAACCCCUGCACCAAGGAUAGUUGCAACCCAACUACCGGCUGUGUCCACGACCUUCUCUCAUGCCCUCCCAAGGACAAGUGCAGCGUUGGUACAUGCAGCAACUCGUCUAGCACCGGAUGUAUCCAGACUCCACUGAGCUGUGAUGAUGGCAACCCCUGCACAGCCGACUCAUGUGACUGCGCCACAGGUUGCAUCCACAAGCCAAUUGCCUGUAACGAUAACAACUGCUGCACCAACGACAAGUGUGACCCAAUCAGCGGAUGUGUCUUCACCAACGUUACCUGCACACCAAAGGACAAGUGUUCUGCCGCCUUCUGUGACCCCAAGAUGGGCUGCUCCAACAAGCCAAUAAGCUGUGAUGAUGGCAAUGCCUGCACUACCGACUCUUGCGACUGCGCCACAGGUUGUGUCCACAAGCCAGUAACCUGCAAGCCAUGUGAUGCCUGUCACGUCGCCACCUGUGACCCAAUCAAGGGAUGUGUCCAGACCCCAAUGUCAUGUGAUGAUGGCAACCCUUGCACCGUCGACAGCUGUUCGCUGGGUCUCCUCGGCAUUGGCGCCGGCUGUAUCCACACUCCAGUCAAGUGCAGCACAUGCAACACCUGUAACGCCGACAAGUGUCUCGUGCCAACUUGCAACAAAUCGACUGGUCUGUGUGGCAACGUCACUCUCAACUGUGACGACGGCAACCCCAACACUUGCGACUCUUGUGACAGCAAGAUUGGCUGCGUGAACAAGUGCUGUGAUGACAACAACAAGUGCACGAUCGACACGUGUGGCGCCAAUGGCAAGUGUAUCUUCACACCAAAGAACUGUGAUGAUGGAAAUCCCAAGACCCAGGACUCCUGCAACCCAUUCACUGGAAAGUGUGUCAACAAGUGCAACUGUGCUGAUGACCUGAUCAACAUUGACCUUGACAUUGGUAUCAAUCUCUAA